UUCAGUCACACUACACCGUAUAGCGUUAACGGACGUCCAACGCAUACCAAAAUUUUCAAUCCGUCCAUGUCCGUUCGCAUGCGUUUCUUUUCCGUUUAUCAUGCGGCGUUUGCGCUUCUUGUCCUGCGGUGUCCGGCGGUGUCCGGCGGUGUCCGUUCCGUUCGGUGGAAAGUUUUGAACAUGUUCAAAAUUUGGAACGUACACCACCGGAUAAAGUUGUCCGUCAGAUGUACGGUAACCAUGCGCUGGUAUGCGUUUUGUUCGUUACUCGUUCGUUCCUUAUUCUGUACUUGUCCGGUUCGAGUCCGUUCUUGUCCGGUGGACCUGAUUCACGGCCGGACUACUAACGGACAUGCAGCGCGAUGUAACGUAUGUUAAACGGACGAUAACGAACAAGGGACGUAUAAGAACUGAUAAAUAACAGACAUGAAUCGAUGGUCCACCGCACAAAACUGAUGAUGAAUAAAACGAUGUUUCCCUGGUUAUAACUGUCAUAUAUUUUCCUGCAUUGAAACUUUGAUAGUUUGAGUUAAUGAUCCACAUAUCAUGGAGUGUCGCGUUAGAGCCCGCCUGCAGUAUCAAGCGGCCGUGAUUCAGGCACGUAUUGACCUGUUGGAUGCGAAUGUAGAUAUUGUCGCUUAUGAAAAUAGGAGAAGAAGGAGGCGACUGCAGAGGUGGUUGUCAAAGGCUUGGCUGGGUCCUGAGAGACAUCGAAUGUUUGGUCUCUACGAUCAACUCAUGAUGGAGCUGCGGAGAGAAGACCAGCGGUCAUUUACGAACUUCAUGAGGAUGCCUCCUGAGAUGUUUGAUGAGAUUCUGGAACGAGUGGGUCCCAGAAUAACAAAACAAUAUACCACAUACAGAACCCCUCUUGACCCUGGAAUGAAGUUAGCCGUUACACUAAGACAUCUUGCGUCAGGGUCAAAGUAUUCCAACAUGCGGUUUGCCUGGAGGAUACCUCACAACACCAUCUCUGUCAUAGUGCGAGAAGUGUGCAGAGCAAUUAUAGACGAGUAUGUGGACGAGGUCAUGCCUUUGCCAACAACAGCUGCUGACUGGAAACGCAUUUUAGAUGGCUUCUUGGAAAAAUGGAACUUUCCUCACACUUUGGGUGCGUUGGAUGGCAAGCAUAUUGCCUGUAAGUGUCCACCUAGUUCCGGGUCCACAUAUUUCAACUAUAAAAAGUACUACUCCAUUGUCCUGCUGGCCCUCGUUGACUACGACUGCAAGUUCAUUUGGGCCGACAUCGGAGGCCGCGGUGCUGCAUCUGAUGCUCAGUUGUGGAACGAGUCGGACCUUAAAGCUGCAACUGAGGAACUUGACCUGCCGGACGCCGAACCCCUGCCACACGACACGCAGGAUGUGCCAUUUUUCUAUAUUGGCGACGAUGCCUUUGGCCUGAAGACCUAUAUGCAGAAGCCAUACAGUCACAGAGUCUUGUCUCACGAUGAAAGGAUAUUUAACUACAGGCUGUCAAGGGCUCGAAGAGUGGUUGAAAAUGCUUUCGGCAUCCUCGCUAACCGGUUCCAAGUCCUGAUGAGUACCAUGCAGCAUCAUCCAUCGACCAUUCGCCUCAUUGGCACCACCUGUUUGGUUCUACACAACCAGUUUUGUCCUUCACGUGACCGGUAGAAAUACGCUCGUCGAACGUUCAAAGAACGUUUUGUCAGUUCUUCAUGCGCUGCGUGUACGUUUUGUGCGGUACAAAUCCGUUACUAGUACGGUGAAGUCCGUUAACUGUACGUCGUUCAUCCGGUAUAUGUGCCUUGAUCGUUCGGUCAUUGUGCGUUUUGUACGUUUUAUGCGCCCCGUACAGCGAUCAUGGGAGCACCGAGCAGCAGCGGUAAAUGCUUUUCAUCACCGGAUAACUUUCAGCCGCAUUUUUCUUUGCGUUUGGCGUCCGUUAACGCUAUGCGGUGUAGUGUGACUGAAGCU
Molecule: messenger RNA, 1935 nt
Organism: Ruditapes philippinarum (Manila clam)
Lineage: Eukaryota; Metazoa; Mollusca; Bivalvia; Venerida; Veneridae
Source: RefSeq, a predicted model, not a curated record